UGACGGUAGCACAGAGAUAACGGGUCGGGAAGGGAUUGGGAAAUCGGGAGGGAGACGCAGAGGGGUCGGUGCCGGAGGACAAUGGACACGGCCGGGCAGGACAAUGUGGCUGAGAAGCCAGAGAUAAUGGAGAGAACUGGGGAGGAGAAGGAGAAGCAGGAGAUAAUGGAGAGAACUGGGGAGGAGAAGGAGAAGCAGGAGAUAAUGGAGAGAACUGGGGAGGAGAAGGAGAAGCAGGAGAUAAUGGAGAGAACUGGGGAGGAGAAGGAGAAGCAGGAGAUAAUGGAGAGAACUGGGGAGGAGAAGGAGAAGCAGGAGAUAAUGGAGAGAACUGGGGAGGAGAAGGAGAAGCAGGAGAUAAUGGAGAGAACUGGGGAGGAGAAGGAGAAGCAGGAGACGUCGGACACAUGUCGGGAGGAGAAGGGGAAUGAGCCGGAGGAGAAGCAGGAGACGUCGGACACAGCCGGGGAGGAGAAGGAGGAUCAGAACCAGGAGAGGAGGGAAAGAGCUGGGGACAAAGUGGAUCAGAACCAGGAGGAGACGAGAGACACAAGAACUGGAGAGGAUCAGGGGGAGAAUCAGGAAGAGGCAAAGCAGGAGCCCAAAUGUUCCCCAUCAGCCCCAGAUCCCCCCAAAACUGAGUCUGAGCAGAAGGAAUCGCCCCCCAAACCCACCCCCACCGAGAGCACCAGCCUGAUGCAUGGGGGGUCUGAGGGCAGAAAGAUGACGGCGAAGUUGAUGCUGGCUGUUUGCACGGCUGUGAUUGGCUCCUUACAGUUUGGAUACAACACGGGAGUGAUUAAUGCACCACAAGAGGUGAUCGAGGGCUUCUACAAUGCCACGUGGAUGAGCCGUUACAAUGAGCCCAUCUCUGAGACCACCCUCACCUCCCUGUGGUCCCUGUCUGUGGCCAUCUUCUCAGUUGGUGGCAUGGUGGGCUCAUUCUCCGUGGGACUGUUUGUCAACCGUUUUGGCAGGCGCAACUCCAUGCUGUUGGCCAACAUCCUGGCCUUUCUAGCUGCCAUUUUGAUGGGAUUUUCCAAGCUGGCGUCCUCCUUCGAGAUGCUGAUCAUUGGGCGGUUUGUGGUCGGACUCUACUGUGGCCUCACCACUGGUUUUGUGCCAAUGUAUGUCGGAGAAAUUUCCCCCACAUCACUGAGAGGAGCUCUGGGGACCCUGCACCAGCUGGGAGUUGUGAUUGGAAUCCUUAUUGCUCAGAUCUUUGGGCUGAAGCCUAUCAUGGGGAACGAGUCCCUGUGGCCCCUAUUGUUGGGCUGCAUAUUUGUGCCGAGCAUAUUGCAGUGCAUCGUGCUGCCCUUCUGCCCAGAGAGUCCACGAUUCCUGCUCAUUAAUCGCAAUGAGGAAGACAAAGCCAAGAGCGUGCUGAAGAAGCUCCGAGGCACCACAGAUGUGAGCAGUGACCUGCAGGAGAUGAAGGAAGAGAGUCGGCAGAUGAUGCGAGAGAAGAAAGUCACCAUUGCGGAACUCUUCCGCUCCCCACUCUACCGCCAGCCCAUCUUCAUCGCCAUCGUCCUGCAACUGUCACAGCAGCUCUCUGGCAUCAACGCGGUCUUUUACUAUUCCACCAUGAUAUUCCAAAAAGCCCAAGUUGAGCAGCCGGUGUACGCUACCAUUGGUGCAGGAAUUGUGAAUACGGCCUUCACUGUCGUGUCGCUUUUUGUAGUGGAACGUGCUGGCCGGCGGACCCUGCACCUGAUUGGACUGGCCGGAAUGGCGGGUUGUGCCAUCCUGAUGACCAUUGCACUGGCUCUACUGGAGUCUGUCAGUGGAAUGUCCUAUCUCAGCAUCGUCGCCAUCUUUGGCUUUGUUGCCUUCUUUGAAAUUGGCCCGGGACCCAUCCCAUGGUUCAUUGUAGCCGAGCUCUUCAGCCAGGGCCCACGACCAGCUGCCAUCGCAGUCGCCGGACUUUCCAAUUGGACUUCCAACUUUAUCGUAGGCAUGGGCUUCCAAUAUGUAGAGAAAUUGUGCGGCGCCUACGUCUUCAUCAUCUUCAUCAUCCUCCUGCUCAUAUUCUUCGUCUUCACCUACUUCAAAGUGCCGGAGACCAGAGGGCGCACGUUCGACGAGAUCGCCUCGGAAUUCCGCGGGGGCGAGAGUCAGAUGGUCAAACAGGCGGAGGAGUUAAACACUUUUGGGCAUGCGGACGACUCCCAAGUUUAACAUUUCAGCCCCCCAGCACCUACCUCUUGUCAUUUCCCCCUGGUCUCCCUCUGCGCCUUCUCCUUGCUCCCACGCCUGCGGUUGGUCGGCACUGUUUCCCGGAGGAGUCUGGGAGUGAGAAGCAGCAGGACGGAGGGAGACAGGGAGUUGUAGUUUGCUCUUUGUUUGGACGUAUUGACACCUCCAGCUUCUGGGAGACGCUGCUACUCAGCCAAACCAACGGCGCUGCUGUGGUGCAGUUCAGCCAGACCCCGCGCAUUAACACUCAUCUUCCUCACUAAUUUCAUUUCCACGUGUGUCAGACAUGAAGGAAGGAGAAAGCUCUCUAUGAAACGAGUUAUAUCGAGAUAUAUAUAUAUAUAAUGGUAGAUGGCUAUGUUAUUUUCAUGGAUUAUUUUUGUAACUAGUGUGAGCUUUUCACGUAAGGAAGAUUUUAUCCCCGAAUUCUGAGCACGGAGCAACCUCCCCCAUCACCAUGGACUCUGUUUACAUAAAGUAGUAUUUUUUUAUGUUUAGUUUUCCUUUAAUAUUUUUGUAGAAAGUCUAAUGACACCAUGGAGAACCUGAUCUGAUAUAUAUAUAUAUACACUGUAUUCUAUACACUGGGGGCAGCGAGUUCCACUGCAAGGAGACUCAGUAAGUGUUGGGGACCCUCCUUUGCAGCCCCAAUACUCGGUCACAGAGCCUGGGAAUUGGGUGGGAUCUCCUCUGGCAGGAUGUGGGGGUUCUGGGGCAUUUCUUGUACUGGACUCAACUCAUAGCAACUGAUUGGGGGGCCACAGAAUUUCUCUUGGUGGGACAGCUCUCCUCUAGAGGUUCCAAGCACUGACACUUUACAAGCUGUAAGCACUGGCAUUGUGGUAGCUGACACCCCCAUUUUUGGGCCCCCCAAGGGGUUAUAAGAGCCCACGUAAUGUGGCCCCCAUGAGUAUGGGCUCUGCCCCCCCAAUACACAGCCUGUGGGGACUGAUUGAUAGUGUUGAUCUUGUGUACUGUAUCAUUUCACAUAAACCCCCACCAUGCCCAUGUCCUGCCAGAGCCUCCUGCUGGGGGGGGGGCAUCUGUCCUCAACUUUCAUAUAAUAAGACGCCCCCUGCCGUCACACUUAAUCCCCCAAAUCCCAUGGAUGCCAGUCACCCAGUGAGAGGAGGAGGCAGGAGGGUUGUCAGGUCAUGGGGGGGCUUUGGUACAAGGUUAUUUAAGUGGGUUGGGGGGGGCAUUUGACAUUCCACAUGUUUUUUAUAUUUGUGGGGUAGAGGGGGUGCUGCUUGAGACCUGGUGGGUUUAUUAAACAGAAGCACAGUGAGAGAAAGCCAGGAGUCCCCCCUUAAUGGGGUACAGCUACAAACUGUAGUCAGGGGCUGUGCCUCCUCCCAAUGGUAAAUACUGAUCUAUAAUAACGACUGCCCCCAUUCUGAUCUCAUGGCGGGGGUGUGAGGGUGGGUGAGACAGAGAGAAUGUGGCACUGGAUCCCCCGGCACCUGCCAUUUAAAUUGGCUGCCACCGACCCUCUGCCCAUAUUAAUUGGCACCAGGCAGGGGUGACCCCUAUUACUUGCCAGCCCUUAUAUUGAUCCAUUGUAGCAAGUUUGGACCCUAGUGAACACUACACGAAGCUCCGCCUCCCCUGCAGACCUCUCCUUGUACAGCCCCAGAGCUUUUAAUGGAUAUAUUUAUAUGUAUAAGUGUAUGUGUAUAUAUAUAUAUAUAUAUUGGUUGGAUGGUGUCCGUGUGCAGGUGUGUCUGAUGAGACCUGAGCGAUGAUGAUAAAAGUACUGUAAAUAUUUAUUUUAGUCACAUGGUUUGUUUUUUUGCACAUUAGCUCAAAGCCGAUAGGUCAGUUUUUCUUAUUGAUAACGAAAGAUAUGAAAUCUGUGUAGCGCUGUUAUUAUCAUUAUUAUUAUUAUUAUUCCUGUCUUUCUCUGUAUUGGGGGGCCCCAAUGUUACUGGUCAUUGUGUUGAUUAUUUCUGGGGCCCCUGUAAUGACUGACGUGUAGUUACCCUUUAUCCAGCAAAUAAUACAGCAGCAGCAUCGGGUGGUCCUGAUCACAGGGAGUAAUAAUAAACCUUAUAUAUAUAUAUAAAUAUA
This is a messenger RNA of Xenopus laevis (African clawed frog), 4269 nucleotides long. RefSeq names its product solute carrier family 2 (facilitated glucose transporter), member 1 L homeolog (gene slc2a1.L). Gene Ontology annotation, cellular component: apical plasma membrane; plasma membrane; membrane. Gene Ontology annotation, biological process: transmembrane transport; monosaccharide transmembrane transport; response to insulin. Gene Ontology annotation, molecular function: transmembrane transporter activity; D-glucose transmembrane transporter activity; hexose transmembrane transporter activity. Bases 82 to 2181 code for a protein of 699 amino acids. The record is from RefSeq and is a predicted model, not a curated record. NCBI's taxonomy places the organism in Eukaryota, Metazoa, Chordata, Amphibia, Anura, Pipidae. The transcript has 10 exons.